GUAGUAUUUGUGUGCGCCCACAUGCCUCCGUGUGGCAUGAACGAGCACGAGUGAAGGGUUCGGCCCGGUUUAUGAAAACAACAAGCACACAAAGUGUGCGUGUGGCGGACAAAGUGGCGUCGAUGCGGGCGAAAGGGCGGCACCUCAACUUCCUGUUGGCACUCAGGGACCCCGAGAACCACUUGAGGGAUUUCCUCCCUUGUUAAGAGACACGCUUGCCCAAACAGACGCACGCACGCACACAAACAGGAAGACGCACGCACACAUACCGACUUGUUGCAGGAUGCUAGCUCGGGGCUAAUGGCAGCAGGAAGUGUCACGUUGGCCUCACGCCGAAAGAUGACUUGGACGGUUUGAGGAAACUUCCUGUUGACCCGCGUCAACUUCGCGGCGAAUCGAAAAGCGCACAAUAAGCACACACCGAAGCAAAAGUUGCAUUGCGAUGUGGCUUUUUUUUUUUUUUUUUUUUUGUGGUCGAAAGCUGACUGGGUGUGACGACCUCAAUGGCACAUCUCAGAUGUUUCGGUAUAUCUGGAGGUCAGAGUUCGGAGUAAGCCGCCACCUGUCAGGUCAGGAGGUCGACCGCGGGGCAGCCGCGUCCUGAUUGGCUGACAGACUCCGACAAGAUCGAAGAUGACACCGCCGCCCUCGGCACAACUCGGCGAGACUGCAGACGGCAAGGAUGUCGUCAGGCCUCGGCGACCGCGAUUCCGACGCGUACGACUUUGCCGAGUACGCCAACUGGUCGCUGGAGGAUUGGCGGCCGACGGAGGACGAUUACGGCGACGGCGGCUCCGACUGGUGCGAGGCGGGCGAGCAGGAGUCGGCCAUCAAGGUGCUCCAGACGUGUCUGUUCACCGUCAUCUUCCUGUCGGGCGUGGCGGGAAACGUUUUGGUGAUGGCCACCUUCGCGGCGUAUCGCCACCGCCGACGCUCGGCGACAGACGCCUUCCUGUUCCAGCUGGCGCUGGCCGACCUGCUGCUGCUGCUGACGUUGCCGCUGCAGGCGGCCGACACCAACGUGGGUUGGAUCUUCUCGGCGCCGGCGUGCAAGGCGGCCCGCGCCGUCUACGCCGUCAACACCUACGGCGGCCUGCUGCUCCUGGCGUGCAUCGCCGUGGACCGCUACCUGGCCGUGGUACCGCGUCGGAAAACGCCGCGCCGCCGCGCUCGGACGGCGGCGUUUGCCAGGUCGGCGGCGGCGCCGGCCGUCUGGCUGGCGGCGUCGCUGCUCAGCCUGCCCGAGAUCAUCUUCUCCGACGUGGCCGGCUCCGGGGCCAACGCCUACUGCGGCACGCUGGCGAGCCCCCGGAUCAAAAUGGCCGCCAACGGCGCCGCCAUCGCCGUCUUCGCUCUGUCCUUCCUGGUCAUGGCGGCGUGCUACGGGGGCAUCGCUCGCGUGCUGUGGGCAGGGGGCGGCGGGGGCGGGGCCAGGCGCCCCCGCCGCACGCUGAGGCUGAUGGCGGCCCUGGUGGCGCUCUUCCUGCUCUUGCAGCUGCCCCACAGCGUGGUGCUGUCGGUCAAGAUGGCGCGGCCCCUUUGCGCCCUGCUCCUGGAGUACGUCACGCGCAGCCUGGCGUACGCCCGCUGCUGUCUCAAUCCCGUCACGUACGUCCUGGCGGGCCAGCGCUUCCGCCGGGACGCGCUUCGGCUCCUCCGUCGCCCGUGCCGGCCGGCCAUUCGGGCCGACGGCGCCGCCUCGCAAUCGUAAUCUGAUUCCAGGUGUUCUGAUGCGAUUCCAUUCUGUCUGAUUCUUUGAUUGGUAAUUGGUCGACACGUAUUGGCGGGCAAUCGAUUUCGUGCGUGGCGAUGUCAUGCAAUCAAGUCUGAUUCUGCGCAUUGUCAUCCAUGAACUGUCAUCUGAUUACAUGUAACCUGACGCAAUCGGAGUCCGUGCAUUCGAGUCUGAUUCCAAGUUUCACGCCAAACUUUGUUUCUUUUUUACUUCUUUUAUUGCCACUUUCACGACAAUUUAUAAAAACUCUCGAUGACACACUCAUGUCUUGACAUUACUCUGAUUAUUAUUAUUACAAGUCAUCAGCGUGCACGUCUAGAGUUUGCAUGCCACUCGGGUGUGAUUUUUUUUUUUUUUCCUCCUAAUUGCGAUGAUGGAGAACAUCAAGUCCAUGGAAGCUACGAGACGGUCGAUGGUACGGGUGCGUGCGGCCCACGCGGGCGACUAUUGGGAGAUAUCCGGGAAACGGGUAGAAAAUGGCCGACAGAGCUUGAU
Messenger RNA from Hippocampus comes (tiger tail seahorse), 2230 nucleotides. RefSeq names its product chemokine (C-C motif) receptor 10 (gene ccr10). NCBI's taxonomy places the organism in Eukaryota, Metazoa, Chordata, Actinopteri, Syngnathiformes, Syngnathidae. Gene Ontology annotation, molecular function: C-C chemokine receptor activity; C-C chemokine binding. The record is from RefSeq and is a predicted model, not a curated record. The transcript has 2 exons. Gene Ontology annotation, biological process: positive regulation of cytosolic calcium ion concentration; calcium-mediated signaling; immune response. Gene Ontology annotation, cellular component: external side of plasma membrane; membrane. Bases 683 to 1711 code for a protein of 342 amino acids.